Cucumis melo (muskmelon) is the source of this 3054-nucleotide messenger RNA. RefSeq lists its product as uncharacterized. Gene Ontology annotation, molecular function: nucleic acid binding; RNA-DNA hybrid ribonuclease activity. Lineage: Eukaryota; Viridiplantae; Streptophyta; Magnoliopsida; Cucurbitales; Cucurbitaceae. The coding region runs from base 1 to 3054 and encodes 1017 amino acids. The transcript is spliced from 7 exons. The record is from RefSeq and is a predicted model, not a curated record.
AUGAGGCAAUUAGGCAUCUUAAUGGAGGAACUCUCAAAUAGUAAACUGGUAAUUCAAGGUUUCAACCAGGGCAGCCAAAGAGUAAUAGAUUCGAGGACCACUUAUAAGUUGUUACUCGGUCGUCCUUGGAUUCAUGGAAAUGGAGUAGUAACAUCGAUACUGCAUCGGUGCUUUAAAUUUUAUCAAGAUGGCGUAAAGAAGGUUGAAGCCGACUCCAACCCAUUCUCAGAGGUCGAAUCUCACUUUGUAAAUGCAAAGUUUUAUUUGAAGAAUGAUAGUAGCCCAAAAGCCGUGUCUGUAGAAGUUCCUCUUACUGGUUCUAACAUAGACACAAAGAAGAAGGAAUCAAUAUCUCGCGUGUCGGUUUGCCACCGAAUUAAGCAUAUAGACGUCGAGAGUCGCCAUGGUAAGGAGUUUCCUUGUGAGGUAAAGGGAGAGGGAGAAAUUCGUAGCAAUGUUCCUUCCCGAAUGAAAAGAAAAACUUUUGUUACUCUCAAUACAAGUCAAGGUUCCUUGAAAGUGAAAAGACAUGAUGUUAUAUUAACUAAUUCUGAAAAGGAAGACUCAGAACAAGGAGAAGGUGAAAUAUCAUGUCAUCACAUCACCAUUCUUGAAGAAUUAGAGAUUGAAACUCUUGAAGAAGAUGCAGAAGAUAUCCAACAGAGUCUAGAGGAUAGUGGCGAAUCUACCGUAAACGAGCUAAAAGAGGUAAACCUUGGUACAGUAGACGAACCAUGCCCAACUUUCAUUAGUGCAUCUCUCUCUAGUGAAGAGGAGGGUAAGUACAUGAGUUUGCUUACAGAGUAUAAGGACAUUUUUGCUUGGUUGUACAAAGAGAUGCCACGACUUGAUCCAAAGGUAGCAGUCCAUCAUCUAGCAAUUAAACCAGGGUAUCGACCGAUUAAGCAAGCACAACGACGUUUUCGACCAGAGCUUAUUCCUCAGAUCGAGGUUAAAGUCAACAAGUUCAUUGAAGUAGGAUUCAUUCGCGAAGUCAAAUAUCCCACAUGGAUAGCAAAUAUUUUCCCUAUCAGAAAAAAGAACGGGCAGCUUCGUGUUUGUAUAGACUUUUGUGACCUGAAUAAUGCGUGCCCUAAAGAUGAUUUUCUUUUGCCCAUCACAGAAAUCAUGGUUGAUGCAACUACUGGACACAAGGCACUAUCCUUUAUGGAUUCGUCGUCUGGAUAUAAUCAAAUACGAACAAUCCUUUCAGAUGAAGAAAUGACAGCUUUCAAGACCCCAAAGGGAAUAUAUAGUUACAAGGUGAUGCCCUUUGGAUUAAAAAAUGCUGGUGCCACUUAUCAAUGUGCUAUGCAAAAAGUGUUUGACGAUAUGCUACAUAAGUAUGUCGAGUGCUACGUUGAUGACCUUGUGGUCAAAUCCAAGAGACGACAAGACCAUUUAAAGGAUCUAAAAGUUGUGUUCGACCGCUUGCAAAAAUAUCAGUUGAGGAUGAACCCUCUCAAAUGCGCGUUCGGUGUAACUUCAAGAAAGUUUCUUGGCUUUAUUGUAAGGCAUCGAGGGAUUGAGAUAGACCAGUCCAAGAUUGAUGCCAUUCAGAAGAUGCCAAGGCCAAAGAGUUUGCAUGACCUAAGAAGUCUCCAGGGACGAUUGGCUUACAUUCGAAGGUUCAUCUCCAACCUGGCUGGGCGGUGCCACCAUUUUCAAAAGUUGAUGAGAAAAGGAGAAACUUUUGUCUGGGAUGAGGCUUGUCAGAAUGCUUUUGAUAGCAUAAAGAAAUACUUGCUCAAUCCCCCAAUAUUAGGAGCUUCAGUACCUGGCGAGCUAUUAAUAUUGUACAUUGCUGCACAAGAAAGGUCUCUAGGUGCAUUGUUGGCGCAAGAGAAGGAGAAAGGAAAGGAACGUGCUCUCUACUAUUUAAGCAGAACUUUAGUUGGGGCCGAAGUUAACUAUUCUCCCAUUGAGAAAAUGUGCCUUGCACUUUUCUUUGCCAUCAAUAAGUUGAGGCAUUAUAUGCAGGCCUUCACGGUUCAUCUAGUAGCAAAGGCGGACCCUAUAAAGCAUGUUCUGUCUAGGCCGAUUAUCUCUGGACGCUUAGCCAAAUGGGCGGUUAUACUCCAGCAAUAUGACAUUGUCUAUAUUUCCCAAAAGGCGAUAAAAGGACAAGCGUUGAUAGAUUUUUUUGCGGACCACCCAAUUCCUUCAGAUUGGAAGUUAUAUGAGGAUUUGCCAGAUCAUGAAGUUUUCUUCAUGGUAGUGGUGGAACCUUGGACUAUGUAUUUCGAUGGCAUAACACGAAGGAGUGGUGCGGGGGCAGGCAUCGUCCUCAUUUCUCCUGAAAAACAUAUGUUGCCUUAUAGCUUUGCGCUUGCUGAAUUGUGCUCAAACAAUGUGGCUGAAUAUCAGGCCUUGAUAAUUGGCCUUCAAAUGGCAUUAGAAAUCGGAUAUGCCGUGAAACAUGAAGACUUGAAGCCAUACUUCACUUAUUCUAGACAAUUGAUGGAAAGGUUUGACAGUGUGAUGCUGGAGCAUGUCCCUAGAACAGGAAACAAAAGAGGAGACGCAUUGGCAAAUUUAGCCACUGCCUUGAUGAUGUCAGAUAACGAAGCGAACGUAACGACAUCUCAUUUGAUUAAUGAAGAAGAUUGGCGUCAACCCAUCAUAGAGUACUUAGAGCACGGAAAACUUCAGAAGGAUUCUCGUCAUAAAACUAAGCCUCCAGAACCUCUACACCCAACUGUUGCUUCUUGGCCGUUUGAGGCUUUGGGACUCGAUCUGGUUUGUCCUAUUACACCAAAAUCAUCAACAGGACAUUCUUAUAUCCUUGCAGCAACAGAUUAUUUCUCAAAAUGGGCUGAGGCCAUUCCCUUGAGAGAGGCCAAGAAAGAGAACGUGGCAAACUUUAUUCGUACCCACAUCAUCCAUCGAUACGAGGUUGUCCUUCCCCUUGAAAGAGAAAUCCCAUCAUUAAGAAUGCCAGUGCAAGAAGGGUUGACUACUGAAGACAAUGUCAAGUUACGUCUUCAAGAGUUAGAAGCACUUGAUGAAAAGCGGUUAGAAGCUCAGCAAGCAUUGGAAUGUUACCAAGCCUGA